Messenger RNA from Triticum urartu, 2050 nucleotides. Its product is annotated as E3 ubiquitin-protein ligase Os04g0590900. NCBI's taxonomy places the organism in Eukaryota, Viridiplantae, Streptophyta, Magnoliopsida, Poales, Poaceae. Gene Ontology annotation, molecular function: transferase activity. Gene Ontology annotation, biological process: protein ubiquitination. The record is from RefSeq and is a predicted model, not a curated record.
GACGUGUGCGGCACAGGAGAGAGGAAAGGGACGGCAGCAGGCAGGGGGCAGGGCAAAGAAAAAGAAGAGGAAAGAGGAGCUGCGGCAGCAAAAACAAAAGCUUGAUGAGAAGAUGCCAACAACCACCAGUCCAGUCCACCAUCACUUUGCUUUGCAGACAAUCCCCCGCUCCUCUCUUUCUCCAGCCUCCCCGAAAGAUCCCCAUCAUCAGCCUGCGCCAUCGUCUGAUUCCGAUCUCUUCCCCCCCAUUCCCCGUCACAUUUCCCACUCCCCAACCUCGAGAAAGAAAGCGCCAUGGAUCGAGCGCCCACUCAGAUGCUCCUACGCCUUCUUCCCCCACCCAGUCACAAUGAUUUGGCCCAGAGAGACUCGGAGAUCCUCUGCUAGUACCUGAGCGCCCAGCCGUCUCGGAGUGAGUGAGUGAGUGAGGUGGUUGGCAACACAUCUGUCCCCGUUCCUUCCUCGGCCUUUUUCUCCCCUGCUGCCAAGAUUUGGUGCUAGGAGGGGGAGGGGGAGGCAAAAAUGGCGUCUUCGCCGCCGGCAAUCAUCGGGACGGAGCCCACCUGGGUGCCCUACGAGCCGACCAGGGACUGCUCGCAGGGGCUGUGCAGCAUGUACUGCCCCCAGUGGUGCUACUUCAUCUUCCCGCCGCCGCCGCCCUUCGACCUCGCCGGCCCCGGCCCGGACGACUCCUCCGGCCACGUCUUCUCCCCGCUCGUCAUCGCCAUCAUCGGCGUGCUCGCCACCGCCUUCCUCCUCGUCAGCUACUACACCUUCAUCUCCAAGUACUGCGGCACCUUCGGCUCCCUCCGGAGGAGGCUCUUCGGCCCCGGCCCCGGCUCCGGCGGCGGUGGGGGCAGCGGCGGUCCUGGGAGCGGCCACGGGCAGUCCAGGAGCCAGGAGUCGUGGAACGUGUCGCCGGCGAGCGGGCUGGACGAGGCCCUCAUCAACAAGAUCACGGUGUGCAAGUACAGGCGCGGCGACGGGCCCGCCCUCCACACCACCGACUGCUCGGUCUGCCUCGGCGAGUUCCACGACGGGGAGAGCCUCCGGCUGCUCCCGAAAUGCAGCCACGCGUUCCACCAGCAGUGCAUCGACACCUGGCUCAAGUCGCACUCCAAUUGCCCCCUCUGCCGCUCCAACAUCACCUUCGUCGCCGUCGAGGUGGCGCCGCCGGAGCCGGAGGGCUGUGCUCCAGGCCCAGGCGAGGCCGACCGGAGCACCCAUCAGGUGGUCGUUGAGAUGGAUGCGUUGGAGAGCAUGUGUGAGGAGCAGCAGGAAGCGGUGAGCAGUGGCGGCGUCAGAGCUGAGCGUGGUGAUCAGGAGACGGAGGGCAGCCGAGAGGGAGCAGAGGAGGAGGAUGAUGCCAAUGGCACGGCUGAGAUCAGAGAAGAAGGCGUGCCAGCACCGAAGACGGGGCCCAACCUCCACCGUGACAGCCGCAUGUCCAUCGCCGACGUGCUGCAGUCCACCAUGGAGGACGAGCUGAUCGCAGCCAGGGAGAGCGGGCUCCUUGCAGGCGGCGCCGGCACGUCGCGCCGGUGCCGCGGGGAGAACAGCAGCAGCGGACGUGGCCGCACCCGGCGCGCGUUGCAGGACGACUCCGUGCCGCCGAUGAAGAGGCUGCCGCCCGGCGGCAGGUCGUGCUUCAGCAGCAAGAGCGGCCGGGCAGUCGUCGUCGAUUCAGACCAUCCACUGCGGGGUGGCCAGUCGUGAUGUGCUUAGCUAGGGAUGAUGAUCCUGGACAAGCUCCCGUCCCAUUUCUGCGCAUGAUGGGAUGCCAAUGAGGACCAUAUCAUCAUAAUUCAGAGAUGUCGUCGUCUUAGCGAUAAUGUCGAUAUCGCUCGGUUGCAGCAUGCUCUGCUUGGGUGAGAUCUCCUGUGACUGUGAAGUCUGUCUCUGUGAUGAUAGUUCAGCAGGCGCUGGAUCUUUUCGUUUUUUGUUUUUCCAAGUUCCAACUCAUGACAUAGGUUCGUCUCCUCCACCACUCUGUCCAUUGUUUCAGUGGACAUGUUUUGCUGUGAGUGCAGUAACAGGCUCAAGUUUUCAA